AUGACUGAGAGGAGGCGGUCUGCAGUCGCACUGAGUUCCCGGGCACAUGCCUUCUCCGUAGAGGCCCUGAUCGGGACCAGUAAAAAGCGGAAACUCCGGGACUGGGAAGAGAAAGGUUUGGACCUGUCCAUGGAGCCACUGAGCCCUGCCGGGCACCUCGGGGACAGUGAGGACGCGCGGUCCUGCCUGGAGGUCCGCCCCGACUCGGAGCAGAGCACCGGCUCCGACGCUGACGGGCUCCCAGAGAGGACCGCUUGCUCCUUCGACUCCCACGUUGAGCUGACGCCAGGACCCCCGGCCUCCCUGCCUCCAGUUGUUUCCUCCAUGGAGGAGACCCAAGUGGAGCUGCAGUGUGCGGACCUAUGGAAACGGUUCCAUGACAUUGGCACGGAGAUGAUUAUCACCAAAGCUGGCAGGAGGAUGUUUCCCGCCAUGAGAGUGAAGAUCACAGGCCUGGAUCCUCACCAGCAGUACUACAUAGCCAUGGACAUCGUCCCUGUGGACAGCAAGCGAUACAGGUAUGUGUAUCACAGCUCUAAGUGGAUGGUUGCCGGGAACGCCGACUCCCCGGUCCCGCCGCGGGUUUACAUCCACCCCGAUUCCCUGGCAUCCGGAGACACGUGGAUGAGGCAGGUGGUCAGUUUCGACAAGCUCAAACUGACCAACAAUGAGCUGGAUGACCAAGGACACAUCAUCCUGCACUCUAUGCACAAGUACCAGCCCCGAGUACACGUGAUCCGGAAGGAUUUCAGCAGCGACCUCUCUCCCACCAAGCCCGUCCCGGUGGGCGACGGGGUGAAAACCUUCAACUUUCCCGAGACGGUCUUCACCACGGUCACGGCCUAUCAGAACCAGCAGAUCACCCGACUGAAAAUAGACCGAAACCCCUUUGCCAAAGGAUUCAGAGAUUCUGGCCGGAACAGGACUGGGCUGGAGGCCAUCAUGGAAACCUAUGCCUUCUGGAGGCCCCCUGUGCGCACUCUGACCUUCGAAGAUUUCACCACCAUGCAGAAGCAGCAAGGGGGCAGCACGGGCACCUCGCCCACCACAUCCAGCACGGGCACACCGUCGCCAUCAGCACCCUCUCACCUGCUGUCGCCGUCCUGCUCCCCUCCGACCUUCCACCUGGCCCCCAACACGUUCAACGUGGGCUGCCGGGACAGCCAGCUGUGCAACCUGAACCUGGCCGACUAUCCGCCUUGUGCACGUGGCAAUGUGGCGACUCUGCAGACCUACCCAGGGCUCGGCGACGGUGGCUUCCCCCGGCUGCCCGGAGCCUCAGCGCCCGGCCCACCCCCCGCGGAGACCUUCAUGCCGCACAGGACUCCGGCUCUGCUCCCGGGGAUCCCCACACCCCCCACGCUGCCCAGCAGCUCCAAGAUGGACGGCUACGGGGGGCAACUGGGAGCCUUCCCCCCCGCCCAGUUCCCAUACGUGGUGCCGGCGGGCAGCCCGGCACCUACCUCCUCAUCUCCCCAUGUAUUCGGCGGCGGGGGUGGUGGAGGCCCUGGGCCGCAGGGCUCCUACAAUGCCUUCUCCCUGCACAACCCCUACAACCUGUACGGAUACAACUUCCCCACCUCCCCAAGGCUGGCCACCAGCCCGGAGAAACUGGGCAGCUCCCAGGGCUCGCUGCUCUGUCCAUCCCCGUCCAGUGGGGCCUUCGCUGAGAGGCAGUACCUCCCGGCUGCAGCGGACCCUGGGCUCCAUGGGCUCGGGGCUCCGGGUGCCCAUCCGCCGGCACCCAACGCCUGUGAUGGUCGCCAGUAUGGACCUGGCCCCGGCUCUGCUGCCGCCUCCUCCCAGAUGUCCGUGCACAUGGCAUGAGACCGCUCUGGGCAACCACGGCCUCGCCGGGCAGCCGGAGACUCCGGCCCAUCCUCCCACCCCGUGGGGCCUGGCCCUCUUGGCGAACUGCAGAGCCAUAAACAAAACUUCCACCCGUGUCUCUCUGUGCACAUAGACUCUCCCUGGAUGCCCUCCUCUGCCAGACCAGGCCGGUUGCUCUCAUGUCCAGGGGCCUCUGCCUUCAAGAGCCUUGUCGACCCCAGCAUGGGCCUGGGACCCUCGGGCUCUGACCACAGGCCGGAUAGCCUCCUUCUCCCCUGGGCAUCACCCCCAGUUCUGGGGCCUCGGCUGGCGGGAAGCCCCGGAUCCUGCCUCGGCCCUCUGUGGCCGGAUUCAUGGAGGAUUCAUGCCUAUCAGCAACACCCACCCCGCCACUUCUAGGGCAGAGGGCAGUUGGGCUAGCAUUGGAUUUGGCUUCCUGGCCAGAGAUUGACUUUGGACAUAGGCUCCCUUCACCUGAUCACGUCUUCACCCUGGGGCCAGGUCCUGGCCUUCUGCUUGAUUGGGGAUGGCAGAGAGCGAGGGACUGAGAGUGCGAGGACCUUUCCAGGAGCUAUGAGGUGGGGGGGAGGAGAGAGAGAGAGGGAGAGGGAAAGAAAGAGAGACACUGAGUGAGAGAUCUAGACAGAUACAGUGGCAGACACAGAAUGAAACCGAGGCAGAAUGGGACAGAGACAGACAGACCAUGAUAGAGAGUGAGAGGCAGAGUAACCAUGAGUGAGAGAGAAAGAGACACACAGACAGAGAGGCAGCAGGUGCUGAAAAGUAGCUUGUAUCUCUCCCGGAGAUGGUCUCCUCCUGGCCCUACAGAAAGAUGCCCAAUCCAAGACUGACACUCCCGGCUCACCCCCACUGCCCCACCUCGACCCAAGGUCGGGUGUCAAAGCGCCAUGGGGGCAGACCAAGAGGGCGGGCAGCCAAGCAUGUAGCUUCUGCGACCUUGAGCCAGCAAGGCUGUCCCUGGGACUCCCUAGCCCUCCAACGGGCAGCUUAGAGGAGGGCGGGAGGGGCUCUCAUAACCCAGGUUUAUCACCCGGGGCGGCUUGGGUCCACUUCCCCCCCCAUCCCACCCCCGCCCCACUGGGCUAGGUCAUGCUCGCGUGAGUUUCUCUAGAAAUACUGCCCACCCCAGCUCGGCUGCCCCAUGGGGUGAGCGUUGCUUUUUGAAGUUUUUUCCUUUCCUUGUAUCCUUCGAGUCCUUUACGCUACAAGCUUGGAGCAAGAGAGCAUUUAGUGUGGCAUUGGAAAUGGUACCGGAACUCAACAGUUAUAGGGUUUUGGCUUUGAGGUGUUGUAGAUAAACGUAUUUAUGUGCCUAGCGGGAAUUCAGUGUGAUGAAGAGAGAUGGGCAGUAAAAAGGAAAUGUAAAAUAUGUAUGAAGACAAAGGUGUAUAAAAAUUUGCCCUCUGCACGGAAUUCUGUUUCUAAGUGCCAAGCACAGACACUU
This is a messenger RNA of Tachyglossus aculeatus (Australian echidna), 3295 nucleotides long. It is a transcript of the gene TBX15, whose product is annotated as T-box transcription factor 15. The transcript is spliced from 8 exons. Gene Ontology annotation, molecular function: DNA-binding transcription factor activity, RNA polymerase II-specific; RNA polymerase II cis-regulatory region sequence-specific DNA binding. The record is from RefSeq and is a predicted model, not a curated record. Gene Ontology annotation, biological process: regulation of transcription by RNA polymerase II; cell fate specification; positive regulation of DNA-templated transcription. Lineage: Eukaryota; Metazoa; Chordata; Mammalia; Monotremata; Tachyglossidae. The coding region runs from base 1 to 1827 and encodes 608 amino acids. Gene Ontology annotation, cellular component: nucleus.